This is a messenger RNA of Rotaria sp. Silwood2, 708 nucleotides long. The record is from the annotation of a GenBank genome assembly. Lineage: Eukaryota; Metazoa; Rotifera; Eurotatoria; Philodinida; Philodinidae.
AUGCUCGAAGCUGAUGAAGCUUAUUUCAAAGAACAUGGUCAACCAUUAUUUAGUUCUCAUAUGCUUGAUUUUUCCGAAGAAAGCAAAGAACACAAUAUUGCUGCAUGCAAGAAAUAUUUAACACGUAUGGCUCCAAUGAAAAUCUGGCUUGAAAUGGAAAUAGGUAUAACCGGUGGAGAAGAAGAUGGAGUUGAUAAUACAGGUGUUGAUAAUGCAUCACUUUAUACUCAACCAGAAGAUAUAUGGGAUAUUCAUCGAGAACUUUCAUCUAUUGCUCCUCAUUUUUCAAUUGCUGCUGCUUUUGGUAAUGUUCAUGGUGUUUAUAAACCGGGAAAUGUUCGACUUCAUCCCGAAUUACUUGCUAAACAUCAAUCAUAUGGUAAAGGAAAAUUAAACACAAAUGAUGUUCAUCCAGUGUUUCUUGUUUUUCAUGGUGGUUCAGGUUCAACAAAAGAUGAAAUAAAAACAGCUGUUCAAAAUGGUGUUGUUAAAAUGAAUAUUGAUACAGAUACACAAUAUGCUUAUUGGGAAGGUGUACUUAAAUAUUAUAAAAAAAAUGAAGCUAAACUUCAAGGUGUACUUGAUGCUGAAGAUAAACCAAAUAAAAAAUAUUAUGAUCCAAGAGUUUGGUUACGUGAAGCAGAAUUAUCAAUGAAAAAACGAGUACAAGAAGCAUUCAAUGAUUUAGGUAGUGCUAAUACAUUAUGA